This is a messenger RNA of Cynara cardunculus var. scolymus (artichoke), 2493 nucleotides long. RefSeq names its product EIN3-binding F-box protein 1-like. The record is from RefSeq and is a predicted model, not a curated record. Lineage: Eukaryota; Viridiplantae; Streptophyta; Magnoliopsida; Asterales; Asteraceae. Gene Ontology annotation, cellular component: SCF ubiquitin ligase complex. Gene Ontology annotation, biological process: SCF-dependent proteasomal ubiquitin-dependent protein catabolic process. Gene Ontology annotation, molecular function: protein binding. The transcript has 3 exons. The coding region runs from base 120 to 2009 and encodes 629 amino acids.
CCCAAUUUUCUCUCCUUUUUGCCCUAAAAUCAUUAGGGUUUCUUCUUUUUUGCUCUCGAUCGAGGGUUUCUUGGGUUUUUGCGGCUCGGUUUUGCUGGGGAUUUCCUUCAAGUGUACUCAUGCAGAAACUCGUCGGUUACAGUGGGGAGGGUGAUUUUUCUCAUCGGAAGUCAAUGUACACAAAUCCAAUGGAUUUGGGUAUUUUCUCUUCUCUUGGACAUCAUGUUGAGGUGUAUUCCUUACCUUGCAAGAGAUCUAGAAUCAGUGCUCCAUUUGUAUUCAGUGGGGAAGUUUGUAAGAAACAGAAAACCACCAUUGAAGUGCUUCCUGAUGAAUGCCUGUUUGAGAUUUUUAGACGCCUCGGUGGAAACAAAGAAAGGAGCUCAUGUGCUUCUGUCUCGAAGCACUGGCUUAUGCUUUUAAGCACCAUCCAUAGGGAUGAGAUUAGCAAGGAUUCAGAGAAAGAAUCAAUCCCCAGCGAUGGGCACCUCUCGAGGUGCCUAGAAGGGAAAAAGGUUACAGAUGUCAGACUUGCAGCGAUUGCUGUUGGAUCCGCUGGUCAUGGAGGGCUCGGAAAACUUUCCAUCCAUGGAAACAAUGUUGUUCGUGGGGUGACCAACUUUGGACUCACGGCGGUCGCUCGUGGUUGCCCUUCUCUUACGGAUCUUUCCUUGUGGAAUCUAUCAUCCAUUUCAGAUGAAGGCCUUGUUGAAAUCGCUAGUGGGUGUCAUCGGUUGGAAAAGCUUGAUCUUUGUCAAAUACCAGCAAUUUCCAACAAGUCUUUGAUGGCUAUUGCAAACAACUGCCCUAACCUCACGGAACUAUCGAUAGAAUCUUGCUCAAACAUCGGCAACGAAGGCCUUGAAGCGAUCAGUCGAAGCUGCCAUAACUUGAAGUCUAUUUCGAUAAAGAACUGCUUUCUAGUUGGAGAUCGAGGAAUUGCAAGUUUGUUGUCAUCAGCAAGUUAUUCCUUGAAGAAAGUAAAUCUACAGGCUUUAAGUCUCAGUGAUUUAUCGCUUGCUGUUAUCGGACACUACGGGAUUGCACUUACAGCCUUAGUUCUUGCUGGUCUUCCUAAGGUAACCGAGAAGGGCUUCUGGGUUAUGGGCAAUGGUCAAGGUUUGCAGAAGUUGAGAUCCUUAAUAAUUACCUCCUGCUCCGGAGUCACUGAUCUGGGGCUUGAAGCAGUGGGCAAAGGUUGCCCGAAUCUGAAGCAAUUUUGCCUUAGGAAAUGUUCGCUCUUAUCUGACAAUGGAGUAACGUCUUUUGCUAAAUCGGCACUUUCAAUCGAGAAUGUGCUGCUAGAAGAAUGCAACAGGGUCACAGAAUGUGGUGUUUUUAGUCUGCUCGUAAACUGCAGUAGCAACAUGAAAAGUCUUACUUUAGAAAACUGUUUCGGGAUUAAGGAUUUGGCUCCGCAAAUUCCUUUCUCUCGUUGCAACGCCUUCCGAUCUUUAUCCGUUCGUAACUGUCCCGGAUUCGGAAAUAACAGCUUGGUAUUGUUAGGUAAUCUUUGCCCUCAACUUCAACACGUGGAAUUCACCGGGCUUCAUGGAAUUACCAACGAGGGCUUCACCCCUCUCAUCCGGUGCUGUGAGGCUGGUCUAGUUAAAGUCAACCUUAGUGGGUCCAUGAAUCUGACCGAUAACAUGGUAUCCGAAAUAACUAAGGUGCAUGGCGAAACACUCGAGAUUCUAAAUCUUGAUGGUUGCAGAUCCGUGACCGAUGCAAGCUUGGUGGCCAUUGCAUUCAACUGCUUAAAGCUCAGUGAACUUGAUGUUUCUGGAUGCACAAUCACCGACUCAGGCAUUGCAGCCUUGGCAUGUGCGAUACAACUGAAUCUGCAGAUUCUUUCGAUCUCAAGAUGCCGUCUAGUAUCAGACAAGAGCUUGCCUUACUUUGCGAAACUAGGGGUUGGUGGUUUAAAUCUCCAGAAUUGUGAUGGAAUCAGCAAUCCUGCAGUUAGUCAUUUAGUGAACCGCCUCUGGCACUGCGAUAUCCUUUCCUAAACUCCGAAACCUGUAUCACUUUUUAUAGGUCGAGCGACGGUCUGUCUGCAUUCAGCAGUUGGUUCUCAAGGGAUUUGGCUGAUCCUCUUUUUUUUGCAGUUGAACUGUUAAACCAGUAGCAACUGCUGCAAGAGUUUUUUGGCCUCUUAAACAGGUCCUAUUUUUUUACAGCCCUAUUUCCUUGAAGCUUUCUUGCGGUUCUUGGAGACGCCUUUCGCAACGACCCUAGUUGUGUUUUAGCUUCUCACGAAGCUCCGUUAACAGGUAAGUAUGUCGUUUUGCUCGUAUGGUCCGUUUUCAUGUUAUGGGUAGACUUCAAUUCGAGUUUCUUACUAUAUUUCAGUUUGAGUAAUGGGUUGUUUUUGGUGGGCUUUGGGCAUGGCAGCAAAUUUAGUCUGCCAUUACAACUCUCCCUAUGGAGGGUUGUUUUUCAUUUUUUUUCAAGGCUUCACUUGUUUUUAACCUGUUGGUAUGUAACGGGUAA